This is a messenger RNA of Gloeophyllum trabeum ATCC 11539, 660 nucleotides long. RefSeq names its product VAMP/synaptobrevin-like protein. The record is from RefSeq and is a predicted model, not a curated record. Bases 1 to 660 code for a protein of 219 amino acids. The transcript has 6 exons. Gene Ontology annotation, cellular component: membrane. NCBI's taxonomy places the organism in Eukaryota, Fungi, Basidiomycota, Agaricomycetes, Gloeophyllales, Gloeophyllaceae. Gene Ontology annotation, biological process: vesicle-mediated transport.
AUGUCCUUGAUUCACGCACUCGUUGGCCAUGGAUCGACUAUUCUCGCGGAACACAAGGCGGACGGACGGGAUUUCUCGCAAGCAACACAGACCAUCUUGUCUAAGAUACCCCCAAACGACAGUAAACUAACUUAUGUCUGGGAGCAGUACUUCUUUCAUUACAUCUCGGAGGGAGGAUUCAUCUACCUGGUUAUGGCAGACGAUGCUGCAGGACGUCGGAUGCCGUUUACUUUCUUGACUGAGCUCAAGCGACAGCCUACGGCGUCUUCGUCCAGUUUGGCAAAUAUGCCGCCAUACGGUCUGCAGGGCACCUUUGGUCCCACCAUCGCGCAGCUCAUGAACCAGUAUAAUACUUCUCCACCGACCGACGAGCUAUCACGCGCCCAGAACGAGCUCGCACAAGUGAAGAAUAUAAUGGUCCAGAACGUUGAGCAGAUUCUUAGCAGAGGAGAGCGUAUUGAGCUUCUCGUCGACAAGACGGAUAACAUGGCCCAGCAGGCAACGGCUUUCAGGCGAGGCGCUCGCUCUGUCCGGAGACAAAUGUGGUGGAAGAAUACGAAAGUCUUGAUGCUGAGUGUACUCGUAGCUUUGAUUCUGGUUUGGAUAAUCGUUGCACAAUUCUGUGGUGCUGGCCUCAACCAAUGUGGCGCGAAGAAGUGA